AUGGAGAUCCAUGACCAUCCAGGCAAAGCUAACAUAGUAGCAGACGCAUUGAAUCGAAAGAUUACCAGAAGUUUGGCUUGUACCCUCGUUCCCCGCAAGAUCAAUAGACUGCUUGCCAACAUAAUCAUGGAACUCACGUUGAUUAAAGAAAUUAGAGCACGCCAAUGCGAAGACAAACUUUUGAAGAAAAAGUACGAGGAGCAAAGAAGUACGCUCGAUCUUGACUUUACGAUGAGCAAUGGGAUGCUAAAAUUUCAUAAUCGAAUUUGUGUACCCGAUCUUCCAGAACUCAAGAAUAAGAUAUUGGUAGAAGCUCAUAGCUUGAGGUUUACGAUCCACCUUGGCAAUACAAAGAUGUAUCAAGAUCUGAAGGAAUGCUUCUGGUGGACAAGAAUGAAGAAAGACAUAGCAAGUCACGUCUCCAAUGCCUGCAUUGUCAAUGGGUUAAAGCAUAACAUCAGAGACCUGUAG
Messenger RNA from Camellia sinensis, 471 nucleotides. RefSeq lists its product as uncharacterized. NCBI's taxonomy places the organism in Eukaryota, Viridiplantae, Streptophyta, Magnoliopsida, Ericales, Theaceae. The record is from RefSeq and is a predicted model, not a curated record.